ACAUUCUAGUUUCCCUCGCACUACAUGCACUGCAUCAGAAUUUCUUCACCCUUCUUCUAGUUAACAUAUUCACAUAAUGGCUCAAGCUGUUGAAGAAUGGUAUAAACAGAUGCCCAUCAUUACGCGCUCGUAUGUUACAGCUGCAAUUGUCACCACCAUCGGCUGUUCCCUUGAUAUAAUUUCUCCGUAUCAUUUGUACUUGAACCCUAAACUGGUGGUUAAGCAAUAUCAAUUCUGGCGUCUCAUUACCAAUUUCUUCUACUUCCGUAGAAUGGACUUGGAUUUCUUGUUUCAUAUGUUCUUUCUUGCUCGGUACUGCAAGCUUCUAGAGGAGAAUUCCUUCAGGGGAAGGACAGCUGAUUUCUUUUACAUGCUCUUGUUUGGGGCUACAUUGUUGACUGGGAUUGUUGUUGGUGGCGGGAUGAUACCAUACAUCUCAGUGUCAUUUGCAAAAAUUAUAUUCCUUAGCAAUUCAUUAACAUUUAUGAUGGUAUAUGUAUGGGGCAAACAAAAUCCCUUCAUCCACAUGAGCUUCCUCGGCCUCUUUACUUUCACAGCAGCUUACCUUCCUUGGGUUCUCCUAGGAUUCUCUGUUCUUGUGGGUGCUAGUGCUUGGGUGGAUCUACUGGGAAUGAUUGCUGGUCAUGCAUACUAUUUUCUAGAAGAUGUCUAUCCUCGGAUGACCGGCCGGCGACCCCUUAAAACUCCUUCGUUCAUCAAAGCACUAUUUGCUGAUGAGCCUGUCGUGGUGGCCCGGCCAGCAAAUGUUAGAUUUGCUCCGCCACAAGCUGAAGCUCCUCACCAUGAUUGAAUAUAAAUAUUUGCAGAUGAAAGUCCUCACACUUGAGAGGUUUGAGAAACCCCAUUUUCUAGGGAUCUGGCCUUCAAGUGCCUGUGCAUUGUAAAAAUAACUAUAAAUAUACAUAGAUGUCUAUUUAAACAGUGACUGACCUAAAGGGUUGGAGUUUUCUCCAAUCUUUAUAGAAAGAAGUGGUACAAAUCUUGGUUUUUUUUUUGUUUGUUGCUCUUACCAGGUUUCUGAAAUUGUGCAUAUUGAUUGCCUUUCUCUCCAAUGCUUGAGGUUAUGGUUUGGGACCAA
Messenger RNA from Neltuma alba, 1099 nucleotides. RefSeq names its product derlin-2.2-like. Lineage: Eukaryota; Viridiplantae; Streptophyta; Magnoliopsida; Fabales; Fabaceae. Bases 77 to 811 code for a protein of 244 amino acids. The record is from RefSeq and is a predicted model, not a curated record. The transcript has 6 exons.